AUGAAUCCCGACGGCUACGAUUUGAGUACAUCGGAUGGCUGCAGACGGGCCUUGACUCGAGCCUUGUUCGAUUGCGUUAAUGAAGCCGCGGGGGAAUGCUUGGCACAAAUGGAGCGGGAGCAGACAACGGCUGAGGCGGCGGCGGCGGCGCGGGUCCCUCGUCCGAUUCGACGUCGGACAUUUGUCCCCCGCGACCACGACGUAGCUCACGAGCGUCUGUUCGCAGUCUAUUUUGCCGAUCAACCACGGUGGAGCCCGACGGUUUUUCACCGCCGUUUUAGAAUGAGCCGAGAUCUUUUUCUCUGCAUUGUGCACACGGUGGAAGGACGUGAUGAAUACUUCCAGUAUCGGGAAGACGACAUAGACAGACCCAGAGUUACGUCGUUGCAGAAGUGCACGGUUGCGAUCCGGCAGUUGGCCUACGGCACCACAUCAGAUAUGUUUGACGAGUACCUUCACGUCGGGUGA
Molecule: messenger RNA, 468 nt
Organism: Salvia hispanica
Lineage: Eukaryota; Viridiplantae; Streptophyta; Magnoliopsida; Lamiales; Lamiaceae
Source: RefSeq, a predicted model, not a curated record